AUGGUAAAUACACAAGUGACUAAUUUGGAAAUUGGACCUAUGCCAGAAAGUACACAAGAUGGUGCUACAACAAAUGACAUGGUCUGUCAGAAGGUACAACAGCAACCAGCAUCGGAUUUGUUGGAUGAGGAAGCAGAAGAGGAGGAUAGUUUGGAGACAAACACCAUCAGUCUAACAUCCACAGACGAUGACGAUAGAGAAGACAAAUCUGAGAUUAUACAGCUGCAAUACGACGAUGAUGAUGCCGAUGAAUACUAUAUUAGUGGAGACGAUGAGAAGGAAGAAAUUGGGCGGUUUGAUAGCGAUAAUGAAGAAGAAGAAGAAGAAGAAGAAGAAGAAGAGCAAGGCUUGUUGACUGAUCAACCUAGGUACAAGCGCAUGAACCUCAAGGGCGAAUCUGAAUCAGACAAAGAUCUCAUCAUCUACUCAUUGAAUGAAUCAUUGCAAAUUCACAAGGAGAUUGUCGAACGGAUACAAAACGAAAAGGAUGACAUUGAAUACCAAUAUGAGCAAGAGAGAGAGCUUGAAAAUCAACAGAUACAAAAAGAAAAGGACGAACGAGAGGAGGAAGCAAAGAUUGCAGGCGAGAAAUUAGGUCGAUUAGAAGGAUUAUACCAGUCGUUGCUAAAAGAACUGGAGGCUAAAAAGUUGGAUUAUCGUCGAAUGGAGAGUCGCUUUCACUCGCAUGUCAAGAACAUCCGUAAUUCGACAGAUCAAGUAUCGAUAGAACAGCAGCUGAGAAGUGUAAUUCAAAAAGUGAGUGAUUUAUGUUUGCCAUUAAGCGACACAGCUACAGCAAGUACAUUGGAUUACUUCUUUGGUUACUGGCCAGACAUGAUGCAGCAUUUCUUUGAAAAUGAAGAACUAGACACAGCAGCCAUCUCCUUACUCACAGAAAAGUUAUUGAUGGACACAAUUAUGCAGGAUAUCUUGCAGACAUCCAUACAUCCAGGUGUCUCCCUCAAUCAUGCAUUUGGUAAAAUACACCAUUGGGUAGAGAAACGAAACACAUCGUGGGCUGCUCGAAUGAAGCAGCAGAUCAGCAGUUUUGUUGUCAAGCAGUCAAAUGAAGAGGCCGAAGCCAUUGAGGCAGCUACAAAUCGUAUUAUAGACACCACAUCGCAACAACUAUGCCAAAUAUACAACGUGGUGGAUGCCAAGCAGACAAGCGAGAUCAAGCUAAAAUGGUCAAAUAUAGUGCACGAUGCUCUUCAGCUGAAUACCAUGAUCAAAUGCCAAGAGCACCCUACAAUAGAAAUUCUACAUAUCGAGGAAGGCGCUUACUACAACGAGUCAACGAUGGAAAGUAGCCGUGAGGGCGGUGUGGUGGCAUUUGUUAUCACGCCACCGUUUGUGGCUUCUAGCUCGUCAAGUGAUGAAGAUGGAUUUAUGAUUCCAGCAAAAGUGUACUGCGUUUAG
Molecule: messenger RNA, 1419 nt
Organism: Mucor velutinosus
Lineage: Eukaryota; Fungi; Mucoromycota; Mucoromycetes; Mucorales; Mucoraceae
Exons: 1
Coding region: 1-1419 (472 amino acids)
Source: RefSeq, a predicted model, not a curated record